AUGGCCGAGCGGAGUGUUCUGCGCAAGGACCAGCUGGAACUCAGCUUACACAAUGAAAAGAAGUUGAUUAAAGAGGGGACGAUCAAGGAUGAUAACCCACUGGACCUCAGUGAGCCUUUUCGUGAACUCUGCAGUGCUUGCCGGAAGGGCGAUCUGAAAGUCUGCCAGGAGAAGAUCACCGAGGGGGUCAAUGUCAACGCCCGGGAUCCAUACGACUAUACACCGUUGAUUCUGGCUAGUUUGUGCGGGCACUAUGAAGUGGCGCAACUACUGCUCGAGUCCGGCUCAUUAUGCGAGCGAGAUACGUUUCAAGGUGAACGAUGUUUAUAUAACGCCCUCAACGACCGGAUACGAAAUCUGCUUCUCGCAUAUGACUAUUCCAAAUCCACAGAUCCGCUGCAACCGCUGGCUGCCCAUAUAACGUCUCUGCUUACGCGGGAAUCUCCUGUGACGGCUGACAUCGUCGUCACGGCCGGUGACGAAUCUCUUUACUUACACAAGUUCGUUCUCGCAGCACGCUCCCCAUACUUCCGCGGCAAAUUAGCAGGUGCGCCUGCGACAGCGACAUGGAAGCUCCCGGCCAGCAUCCCGCCAGAAGCAUUUGGCGCCGCGAUGAAAUACCUGUACUUUGGAGAUCCCCCUCGGGAAUUGAGAAGUGGGCCCGGAACCGGAUAUACCGAAACGGAGGUUUUUGCUGGCGUCGACAAGAUAGCCAAGUAUCUGGAGAUCCGUAGUCUCGUGGACAGUAUCCUCGAUAGCGGAGAUCGCAGACUGGCGAGACAACGGAGGACUACGGAGCUUGCCAAGGGACGAGACCAACUGGAAGAGUGGUUCCGGGAGAAUGUCCUUGGAAACAGAGUGGUUGUGGAGACCUCGAAGGCAAAUGAGGUGAAAUGGGAUCGGAACAAUGCGAUCUUCGCAGAUGUUCUCCUUCGCGCCGAUGAAUUACCAGAUGAGACGGAGGAUGAUCCAAACGACGCAACGGUCAUGCAGCCUGGCUCACUUCCCAUCGGCCCUGCAUCCUUCACACCCGGUUCCAGAGCAGCCGAGGUAGGGACUUCAACUUUGUUUCCUUGCCACCGUGCCAUGCUACUUCGAUCCGAGUUCUUCCAAGUCAUGUUCUCAUCUUCAUUCCGGGAGGCCCAUAUGAAGGACCAUCUGAACAUCAUUGAUGUCGAUUGUUCGCCCGAAGUUUUAGAAAUCAUCCUGACCUUCCUGUAUACCGAAAAGGCCGACUUCCCCUUGGAUGUUGCAGUGGAAGUAUUGUUCGCGGCUGAUAUGCUGUUCAUCGAGAAACUGAAAGCAAAGGCCGCCGUGGUCAUCAGCACUCUGGGAAGCGGCGGCAUGUCACAAGUCAACGCAGCGAGGACCCGUGGAAAGGAAGAUGAUGAGAUUGAUAUAUAUUCGAUCAUCCGGGCUGCCUGGCUGACGCGGGUCCAGCGACUGGAGGAAUUUGGCGCUCGGUACCUGGCCUAUCGAUUGGAAGCGCACAUCGACUCGCCCGAGUUUGCAGACUUGAUACAGGAAUCCGCGUCUCGGAUUCAAGCGCGACAAGAAACAGACUCGAUUGAGUUACUGGAUGAUAUCCGCUUUUAUCUCAAUGAACGCUUCAGACUGCGCUUUGAUGAUGCAGGCAUUGAAGAGAUGAUGGAGGACGGAGCGGUCCCGGAGAAUGUCGCAGACGCACAGGAUAUGGAGAAGAUCACCGGUGGAGUUGAGUCUCUCGAUGUGUCCAAGAAGACAGAUGCGGCCGUUGCGACAGAGACAACCUCUCAAAAACAACACGUCCAUGUUCCAGAGAUCCGGACCUUGGAUGGUGCACUCGUUGAGGACGAAUUUGAUGAAGAUGCGAUGAACUACGAGAUUUUGAUGGGCAAGUUGGACACGCUUUUGGAGAAUCUCAACCUUGACGCCUGA
Molecule: messenger RNA, 1917 nt
Organism: Penicillium lagena
Lineage: Eukaryota; Fungi; Ascomycota; Eurotiomycetes; Eurotiales; Aspergillaceae
Product: ankyrin repeat and BTB/POZ domain protein
Exons: 3
Coding region: 1-1917 (638 amino acids)
Cellular component (GO): ubiquitin ligase complex; cytoplasm
Molecular function (GO): protein binding
Source: RefSeq, a predicted model, not a curated record